CCCACCUCGCCAGAGCCCUCCCGCUCCCAGCGACCCUCCCCGACAAGCCCUGCCACUCCCCCCGGGCCCUCCUCCUUGCGCCCUCCUAAGGAGCGCAUCUUCCAUCUCGGUGCAAAGCCUCGACGCACCCUCUCCUCCAAGGUUCACAACCAGGCGGCAUGGCGCAAUGAUAGCGAGACAGAGUCCAGCGCACUCACAUCCGUCCCCCACCCCCGCAAGCGGCACAUGCGCAGAGCUUCAGACCGCGGCAGGGCUCUGACCCUCCCGCAAACCAUGCUGCCCUCGACGUCCGUCUCUGGCAUCGGGCGCAAGGUCGCCGCCUCUUUGGACCUCUUCAGGGAGUCCACCGGCGGCCCGCCCCCGAACGAGGACAUGGAGCCAUUUGAGCGCGUCCGGCCAGGUUCGCCCGUCUCAAAACGCAAAGCCAGCUCGGGGCAUCUCAUCGGGGACAUGGCGGAGGCCCAGUUUGAGUUCGUCAAGCGUUCCGACUGGCCGGACCGCGAAAUGAGCGCGCUCCGCAGAGAGAAGAGUGUCACCGGUUUGUCGAUGGAGAGGGUCAGGACUCGAGAAAGCGUGAGUUCCACGUCCAGUGCUCGCGAUGCGGAGGCACGGCGGUCGAAGCGGCGGCAGCCAUCGAUGCGCGACACUGUCCUGAAUGACCUUAUGCAAUGGCGGAACACCGUUGCUGAAGACAUUGCCCGAGGACGGCCGCGAGAUCGUCCUGUUUGGCAUGACGAGCCUCCCGAAGACGCUAUCAUCGGCUCUCCCGGGACGGAUUCGUCCCUGUCGUCCAACAUCACCUACCACGAAGCGCCUUCGCGCCCGUUGAGCGUCCAUCCCGUCUCUGCUCCCGUGCGUAUAGCAUCACGGGACCGGUCAUGCUCGCCUAUCCCUGGCCAAGAGAGGAUACUCAUACCUGAUCGGCCUCCACCACCUACCGUUGCCUCUGAUGUGCUUUCGCAUUCUCCUUGGUCCACCGACGAAGAGAGUACGUGGGACACUGCGUCGAUCACGACUGCGUCCACGACGGAAGCCUCGUCUCCGUUCCCGUUGUCGCCCUCCCGGACGAGUCCUCAACCACAGCCGUUCGUGCGGCAUGCAAGCGACGAGGAUGAGGAACAACACCAGCGCGCUCUCCUCUCGCCUUUCCCGCAAGAGAGUCUGCCGCAUAUACCGCUACGGCCGUUUCGCAACCAGGUUGGCGGGCACAGCGCGAUAUACAAGUUCACAAGGAGGGCCGUGUGCAAGGUUCCCCUCGUAUCUCGCGAGAACUUGUUCUACGAGUCCGUCGAGCGGGAGGCACCGCCGUUGCUGGACUUCAUCCCCCGCUACCUGGGUGUCAUGCUCGCCGCGUCGGAGCUCUACCGAUCGCGCACGUCCUCACAGCCGUCUUCCGCGCGUGGCGAGGGCGACACCGACGUCAGCGAAGCAGAGCUACCCGAGUGGCUACUCCGCGCCGGGCGGAGUCGCGCCAUGUCGCACUCCGCGGCGUCCUCGUUCCCGCGACCAGUCGUGAACCAGCGAUUACGCGCGCCGCAUCUGGUGGUGUCGCCGUGGUCCAAGCCCGGCCCGAGUUCGUUGGGCCGGACGAGGGGCAUACAGGAGUAUCCGUCGGACGCGCCGACGCCUAUGAACUCGCCGCAGGUGCACAACAGCGUGAUCCCGAACCGCUCCAUCGCCGCACAGGCGCUGUCGCCUCGUGCUUCGUACGUGAACUAUACGAAUGGCUUCUAUGGCGGGACGGGCUCCACUGUCGUGAACACUAGGUUCAAGGACCAUGUCUUCAGCACGCUGCUACGGCGGAUAACGAGGCAGCACUCGCGCCGCACGGACGAUGACGGUGAGCUUGCAGAUGGCGAGGCCGAAGACGGGUCGAACCCGUUCUGCGACAGCAUUGGCAAGGGCCGGCGGAAGAAGCGCCUUAGCGCCCUGCUUGGGCAACCGCUGCGCCGUGUGCAGAGCGAGCACAGGCUCGCGGGCCAUGACAGGACCGAUCCGAACGGACUUGAGCAGAAUGGAAGCCCGCCGGACUUGUUCCCGUUCGAGUACGACCAGGUUGAGGACAGCGAGGGCCGAAUGCCUACGUUCCGGGACCAUCGCCAGGCACUGAGCCGUCGUUCGCCGUGCGGUCCGACACGAUCAUCGACUACGCUGCGCCCCCCGGAUGGUAGAGGGCGGGACCCGUCGGUGACGCGCCAGAACCACUUCAUCCUGAUGGAGGACCUGACGGGGCGGCUGAAGCAUUCGUGUGUGCUCGACCUGAAGAUGGGGACGCGGCACCAGCGAAAGAAGUGCGACCGCACGACGAGCAGGGCGCUGGGUGUGCGUGUGUGCGGCAUGCAGGUGAGCGUCUUGUCCUUGUUCCCCGCAGCCCCAUACGCACUAGUGGACUGCUACUGUACUGGCCCGUCUCGCACGCCACUGCACCCCUGGUUCGCGAUCACGAUCGACAAAUACAAGGGUCGCGAGGUCCGCCCGGACGACUUCCCAGGUGUCGUGGCGUCCUUCCUCCACGACGGCGAGCGCCUCCUCGUCUAUCAAAUCCCCGUAAUCCUGCGCAAGUUGUACGCCCUCGCACGGAUCAUCCACAGGCUCAAGGGCUACCGCUUCUACGGCUGCAGCCUCCUCAUGAUCUACGACGGCGACCGCGAUGCGCAGGAGGCGUUCCGUGCGUCGACGCUCGAGAACCCCUCUGCCCGCACGAAGCGCGGCGAGUCCCUCGAGCGCCGUCUGCGCCGGGCGUCCGAGAGGAAGCCCGAACACCCGCUCUUGCGCCGCUCUCACAGUGAGGACAUUCUCCUCGGGCCCGUCGCCGAGCGCAGCAGUCGGCGCCGCAAACGGGGCGAGAUGCAGAUCCGCCUCGUCGACUUUGCGCACACGACGACUGGCCGCGACUGGCUGCCGUACCCUCCAGGUGGGCUGUCCGACAGGGACGCCGAAGAGGUGACGAGUGGGAAGGGCUACCAGGCGGACGUCGAUCCGGAGACCGGUCUGCUCUACGCGCGGUUCCCUCCUCACUAUCCUGACCAGCCGGACCGCGGGUUCCUCUUCGGACUGAUGAACCUCGCGGAGACGCUGGAGAGGAUAUGGAACGAGGAGCGGUUACGGCGCAUCAAGGACGCGCGGGACCAGCGUGCCGCCGUCGACUACCAGCUCCCGCCGCUUUGUAUGGACGGGAAGGAAGUCUUCACGGAGAUCUUCGGCAACGCGGAGGCGGACGGGGAACGCGACCUCGGUAUGAUCUCUACGUGAUUCCGCCUACUUAUUAUUGCUUGACGGUGGAAUUGUAACCUCUCUCUCCUUGGUUUCUUAUUAUCUGCUUUCAGCAUCAUGUCUCUCCUCUCGCCAUCGCUGCAUGUCCGUCUCUCGAUCCUCACUUUGUCUUGUUGCACAUAUCACUCCACGAACACUAGACUUAUAUCUAGCAUUCGCAAUGUAGCAUACAGUGCA
Messenger RNA from Fomitopsis serialis, 3450 nucleotides. RefSeq lists its product as uncharacterized. Lineage: Eukaryota; Fungi; Basidiomycota; Agaricomycetes; Polyporales; Fomitopsidaceae. Gene Ontology annotation, biological process: inositol phosphate biosynthetic process; phosphatidylinositol phosphate biosynthetic process. The transcript has 13 exons. Gene Ontology annotation, molecular function: inositol hexakisphosphate kinase activity. The record is from RefSeq and is a predicted model, not a curated record. Gene Ontology annotation, cellular component: cytoplasm; nucleus. The annotation marks the transcript as partial.